UAAUUAGAUUUGUUUAUUUUGCUGACUUUUUUCCAUCAAAACCUGCAGACAACUCAUACCUGUCGUCCUGUUUCUUUACAUUAUAAAUUGAUUAGUUUUGAUUGAUUCAACAGAUGAGUCAGUUUAUCUGAGAAGAUGUCUGCUGCCGCAACCAAAUCUAAAGGAUCAAGUUUGGCUCGUGUACAGCCUUCAUUAUUUAUUUACGAUCUACCUUUGUCUAAAACUCAAGAAUUAUGUGAUCAUUUGGAUGCUUUGGGUGUAUGGAUGCAAUUAGCCAAUCGAAUGGGAUUCGGGGACGACGAUAUUAAAAAUAUCGGUAGACGGAUAAAAUCUACUGGUGGAUCACCAACUUAUGAAUUACUCAACAUAUGGGGAGGCAAAUAUAACCAUAAGGUUCUCGAACUGUAUAUAGUGUUGCAUAGAUUAAAAGCAUUUCAUGGCAUGCGUAUCAUUAAAGACUUUGUGCCGCGCGAAUUUCAAUUACUGAUUCCUGAUAGUGGACCAGCCCUUAGUAAAAUUUUACCCUCUAAUCCAGCUGUAAAGCGAAGCAACAACAACGAGGGAUGCACAUCGUCUGGUGUUACCUCGACAAUAAAUACGAAUAGUUCCACAAUUGUCUCAUCCGAUGACAAUAAUAUACAUCAACAAAGCAAUUACAAUAAUAAUUCUUGGAAAAGUCGAUCAAAUUUGCACCAUCCAUCGGGACGCGAACCUCACCAAUUGCAACCACAAUUAAAAUCGGUUAAGCAAAUUAAUAAUCAUCAUGAAACAAGUCUACCGGAACUAGAUUAUGAAGAAAUUACCAAUGGUACCGAUAAUUGGAAUGAAAAAUUAAAAUUGGGUGAAGGUGGUUUCGGUGUGGUCUAUCGUGGCGUUUGGAAGCACAUCGAUGUUGCUAUUAAGCUAAUGAGCUACAAAGGAAAUGUAGGACGUGAGCGUGCUAAAAUACAAUUGCAACAAAGCCGCAAUGAAUUGAAUUGUUUGUACAGAUUUCGUCAUGAUAAUAUCUUGCCCAUCUAUGGUUAUUGUGCACAGGGUGAGAAACCAUGUUUGGUGUAUCAGCUAAUGAAAGGAGGCUCUUUGCAGGAUCGCUUCAAUACGAACAAAUAUGCUCCGUUGCCAGUGCAAAAGAGAAUAGAUAUAUGUUUGGGAACUGCACGUGGCAUAUUUUUUUUACACACCCUUCUACCCAACAAAUCUCUUAUACACUGUGACAUUAAACCCGGCAAUAUACUUCUCGAUCAAUGUUUACAACCGAAAAUUGGAGACUUUGGUUUAGCCCGUGAAGGCCCCAAGGAUAAUUCAUACAUUGAAGUGGCACAUGUUUGUGGAACAAGAGCAUAUCUACCACCGGAAUUUGUCAAUUUGCGACGGCUGAGUAAACAUGUGGACACCUACAGUUUCGGUGUAGUGCUACUUGAAAUGUUCACGGGGCUACGUUCAAUAGAAAAUAAGAAUUUACUCACAAAUAACAUUAAGAUUCUGCUGCAAAAAAAGACCACCGAAGAUUUGGUGGAUCCGCGUAUCGAACUGACGCCAGAGGAGAAAAAUCUAUGCAAAAUAUGCAUUGACUUGGCGAUUCAGUGUAUAAAAGAUGAUCCCCUACAAAGACCAAAUAUGGAAGAUGUGGUGACAACGUUGAAUAGUUAUGCCACCGAUGAUUAGAAUUUGUUACCUAUUCACAUCACAAUAACAAAAAUUAAAAUUGGCAAAAGUAUCUAACAUUGUAAAAAAAACCAUGAUGUACAUAAAACAAAAGUGUUUGCACAUAGUUAUGUAAACAAAUAUUCCUUUUAAAAUUUACAACUAUACAUUUAUAUCUUUUGACAAAAUCAUAUUGUUUUUUAUAUAUACAUUCCCUACUUGUUAAAAUAUGCACACAUACAUAUAUUUUUUUACAAAAUAAAAA
Molecule: messenger RNA, 1909 nt
Organism: Stomoxys calcitrans (stable fly)
Lineage: Eukaryota; Metazoa; Arthropoda; Insecta; Diptera; Muscidae
Gene: pll
Product: serine/threonine-protein kinase pelle
Exons: 5
Coding region: 136-1665 (509 amino acids)
Biological process (GO): protein phosphorylation; signal transduction
Molecular function (GO): protein kinase activity; protein binding; ATP binding
Source: RefSeq, a predicted model, not a curated record